AUGGAUGUGGUGCGCAAUGAAUGGCAUAGAGAGCCACAAUGGACGUGGCCGGGACAUAAGAGAGGGCGAGAGAGCGACCGAAUAGAAGGCAAAAAGGCGGAGAUUUCUGGAUGCACGCGCGAUGCUGAAUCUCGGAGACCGAUAGACUCGCGCCUUUUUUCUUCCACGUCCUAUCAACAAGCGCUCUUCAGGGCGAUUGCUUUGGUCAACGAACUGACGUCGCACCAUGCGGAGGUACCUUGGUACAGGACUCCUCCACCCACCUACAAUGAUGCCCUCAACGACCUACCGCCGGAAUACUCUUCACUUCCCGCGCGGGCCGAAGCGAAACCGUUCCAUCAUGAAUCUGCGCCUCCCUUACCCUCUCGCAAACCCUACCAAGACCGCCCAAAAUCAUCUGCCUCACCUUCAAUUGAUUUCGACAGUACUCAUGGUUUCCGCCAACAUGGUAAAAAGACAAAGGCCAAACAACAAGCAAGAAAUCCUCCACAGGAGUCUUCAACAGGCGAUGGAGAUAAAGGGAAAAAAGACAAUGAUGCUGUAGGUGGCGGAAAUAAUACAGGUGGAAAUGGGGCAGGUGAUGGAGGCGAAUAUGGUGGAGGUGGUGGUGGCGGCGAUGAAGAACCGUGGGGCGGUUGGAAUGUCAGCAGCAGCAAGAAGAAGAGCAAGAAGAAUAAAGAGGAGGAGGAAGAAGAGCGAAAGAGAAAGGAGGAAGAGGAAGCGGCAGCUGCUGGUACAAACGCCAAUAACCUCAGUUGGGCAGAUGAUGCGGAAGCCGCAAUUGAAGAUGAUACGUGGGCAGGAUUUAACACCGUGGGCAAGAAAGAUAAGAAGAAAAAAGAUCUGCUUAAUCCAAACCCGACGGAUCAAAGUAAUAAUUUCCAAGAAAUCAGUCUGAACGAUGGUGCGCCGCAGCUCGAUCUAAGUUUUGAACCGACGAAAGGCAGCUCCGGUGGAGGGGGGAUCAGUUUUGGAGGGUGGGGAAAAGAUUGGAAUACCGGCAAUAAAUGGGGAUUUGGCUCACUCGAUAAUAGUUCUACUUCCGCCACAAAGGAGCAACCCAGCAAAGAUGAGAAUCCUUGGAAUUUGUCAGGCUCAAAGAAAACGAAGAAGACCACACUGGGUUUUGAUUUUGGCGAUCUCGGAAGUCCUGGCACUGGUGAUAUUGGCGAUUCAAAGCAGAACAACGAUGACGAUGAUUGGGCCAACUUUACUUCCGUGACCAAGAAAGACAAGAAGAAAAAGAAGGGGGAAGUUGAAGAACCUACACCAGAACCGGAGCACUCUGAAGACUGGGGAGCAUGGAGCGCAAAGAAGAAGGGCGAUUCAAUUUCUGCGACUGCCGGGACAGCUUCACAGGGGACUAAUGAUGUAUGGGCUGCUUGGGCAACCAAAGACAAGAACACGAAAGGUACCAAAGCAAUUGGAUCAAUUUCCGAAGAACCCGUGUCCGCGAAGCCGACUCAAACUGAUGAUAUUUGGGCUGCCCUAGUCAACGACGACAAGAAACAACCAAUUGAGCCACCUGCUGAGCCAGUAAUUGACAAUGUUUGGGCUAUACCAGCAAAAAAGGACAAAAAAAAGUCCUCGAAGAAAAGUUUAGAGCCUGAGCCAGUGCAAAGCAAAGUUGAGGACGUUUGGACUGCAUUUGAAUCUACGGACAAGAAUGACACGAGCAAGGCCACCGAGGUCGAUGAGGAUACUGGAUGGAGCUGGAAAAUCGGCGCGAAUAAGAAAGACAAAGCCAAGGCGAUUGAAGAUCCUAUCCCGACCGCAGAACCUGCUGCAGGCGAAACUGACUGGUUCGGCGGCUGGGGAGCUGCUGGCAAGAAAAAGAAAAAGGGUCUUUUGGAGGAGAUUUCUUCAUUCGUGACCGAUGCUGUUCCAGAAGCGGAAGUCCAACCGGAGCCCGAACCACUCAAAAACCAUGAAUUCUGGGACAACUGGGAUAAAUGGACAUCUACACAGCGCAAGAAGAAAGAAAAAGAGGCUGUAAAGAAAGGGAUUCCACCUCGCAUUGAAAUUCCAGAAACGAUUCCCGAGCCUGAGCCAGAACUAGAACCAGAACCUACACCUGAGCCACCUAAAAACCAUGAAUUUUGGGAUGGAUGGGACUCAUGGAGCCUAUUGCAGCGCCGAAAAAAGGAACGAGAAGCUCUCAAGUCUGGAAUCCCCCCUCGUAUCGAAAUUCCAGAACCAGCUCCUGAGCCUGAACCCGAACCCGAACCUGAACCUGAAAAACCGAAGAACCAUGAGUUCUGGGACGGUUGGGAUCUAUUGACGCCACUACAGCGCAGGCGAAGGGAGAAAGAGGCUGUUAAGCUUGGAAUCCCCCCUCGCAUCGAAAUUCCAGAACCAGCUCCUGAGCCUGAACCCGAACCCGAACCCGAACCUGAAAAACCGAAGAAUCAUGAGUUCUGGGAUGGUUGGGAGACUUGGUCCCCUACGAUACGCAAGAAGAAGGACAAAGAAGCAGCCAGAAGACUAAUCCCACCAUUGAUUGAGAACCUUACCCCUGAGCCAGAACCAGAACCCGAACCAGAACCCGAGCCAGAACCUGAGUCCGAAAAACCGAAGAAUCAUGAAUUCUGGGAUGGUUGGGAGGACUGGUCCUCCGCAAUGCGCAAGAAGAAGGACAAAGAAGCAGUCAAGAAGGGAAUUCCGCCUUUGAUUGAGGACCUUACCCCUGAGCCAGAACCAGAACCCGAGCCGGAGCCUGAGCCAGAACCUGAGCCUGAAAAACCGAAGAAUCAUGAAUUCUGGGACGGUUGGGAGGACUGGUCCUCCGCAAUGCGCAAAAAGAAGGACAAAGAAGCAAUCAAGAAGGGAAUUCCGCCUUUGAUUGAGGACCUUACCCCUGAGCCAGAACCAGAACCCGAGCCGGAGCCUGAGCCAGAACCUGAGCCUGAAAAACCGAAGAAUCAUGAAUUCUGGGAUGGUUGGGAGGGCUGGUCCUCUGCGAUGCGCAAGAAGAAGGACAAAGAAGCAGUCAAGAAGGGAAUUCCGCCUUUGAUUGAGGAUCUUACCCCUGAGCCAGAACCGGAGCCUGAAGCCGAACCCGCACCUGAGCCUGAGCCUGAGCCAGAACCCGAACAUAAGAAACUGAAAAACCAUGAAUUCUGGGAUGGUUGGGAGGGUUGGACUUCCACUAUGCGCAAGAAGAAGGAUAAGGAAGCAGUCAAGAGAGGUAUUCCUCCAUUGAUUGAGGAUCUUGCCCCUGAGCCAGAACCUGAACCCGAACCUGAGCCAGAGCCAGAGAAACCUAAGAAUCAUGAGUUCUGGGACGAGUGGGACACAUGGUCUCCUUCACAGCGUAAAAAGAAAGAGAAAGAAGCUGUGAAAAAGGGAAUACCGCCACGAAUUGAAAUCCCUUCUGAGCCGGAGCCGGAGCCGAUACUAAUUGAAGACGUGGAGCCAGAGCCGGAACCGGAACCAGAGCCUGAGAAACCAAAGAAUCACGAGUUCUGGGAUGACUGGGAUACAUUGACCCCUCUGCAACGUAAAAAGAAGGAAAAAGAAGCUUUGAAGAAAGGCAUUCCACCACGCCAAGAACCUCCACCGGAGCCAGAACCAGCGCUGAUUGAAGAAGUAGAGCCGGAACCUGAACCGGAACCUGCGCCUGAGAAACCUCAAAACCACGAAUUCUGGGAGGGCUGGGAUACAUGGACCUCUUCGCAAAAGAAAAAGAAAGAAAAGGAAGCUGUGAAGAGGGGUAUACCGCCACGGAUUGAAGACCUCCCUCCUGAACCUGAGCCAGUGCUCAUUGAAGACGUGGAGCCAGAACCUGCAUCUGAGCCUGAGCCUGAGAAACCCAGGAAUCACGAGUUCUGGGAUGGCUGGGAUGAAUGGACCCCUCUACAACGCAAAAAGAAGGAAAAGGAAGCUAUCAAGAAAAAUAUUCCACCGCGUAUGGAACUUCCACCAGAGCCCGAGCCUGAACCAGAGCUUGAACCCGAACCUGAACCUGAACCUCCACGUAAUCAUGAGUUUUGGGAUGGAUGGGAUGGUUGGAGCUCCAAAGACCGCAAAAAAAAGGAGAAGGAAGCGAAGCUAAUGGGCAUCCCACCACGAAUAGAGAUUCCUGUGCCAGAAACUGUGCCAGAACCUGUGCCAGACCCUGAGCCGGAACCGGCUCCCGAAGCAGUUGUAAAAAAUCAUGAGUUUUGGAACGGGUGGGAUGAUUGGAGCUCUAAAGAACGCAAGAAGAAAGAAAAGGAGGCAAUUAUAAGGGGUAUUCCUCCACGACAAGAGAUUGUCGAAGCUGCGCCUGAACCCGAGCCUGAAAUCGAGCCUGAACCUGAACCUCCACGUAAUCAUGAGUUUUGGGAUGGAUGGGAUGAUUGGAGCUCCAAAGAUCGCAAAAGAAAGGAGAAGGAAGCGAAGCUAAUGGGCAUCCCACCACGAAUAGAGAUUCCUGUGCCGGAACCUGUGCCAGACCCUGAGCCGGAGCCGGUUCCCGAAGCAGUUGUGAAAAAUCAUGAGUUUUGGAACGGGUGGGAUGAUUGGAGCUCUAAAGAACGCAAGAAGAAAGAAAAGGAGGCAAUUAUAAGGGGUAUUCCUCCACGACAAGAGAUUGUCGAAGCUGCGCCUGAACCCGAGCCUGAACCCGAGCCUCAACCUGAACCUCCACGUAAUCAUGAGUUUUGGGAUGGAUGGGAUGAUUGGGGCCCUAAAGAACGCAAAAAGAAGGAGAAAGAAGCCAAUACAAGGGGCAUUCCACCACGGCGGGAAUUGCCUGCUAUUGAAUCUCUUCCAGAAGCUCCCGAGGCUCCCAGAAUUGAGCCAAUUGCGGUUGUAGAAGAUCCAAAAGAUGACUUUUGGACUGGUUGGGAUGCAUGGACAUCUACAGAGCGCAAGAAAAAGGAAAAAGAAGCGAAGAAGAAAGGGAUUCCACCUCGUGGGGAAGCUCCGAUUAUGGAUUCAUUACUUGAAGCUCCACCGCCUCCUGCGCCUACGCCGCCUGCCCAGGGUCUGACACCAGAGCCACAUUUGGAAAACUUUUUAGACGAUGACGCAUGGGGAGAUAUUCCGAUCAAAUCUUCUAAAUUUAAGAAGGGAGUUCUUUCAAAGACAACCAAGCUCGAGGACACUAAAAUUUCGAGCUCCAAGAACAAGGACGAGGAUUUGUUGGAUUCGUUAAAACCGGUUGAAGAGACUCCUGCUAAAUCAGUGAGGGGAUUUUGGGCAUCUUUUGGUGCUACACCGACUACGAAAACCAAAUCCAAGGAGGAGAAACCCAAAGAAACGUCGUUGGUUGAAGACCUCCUUAUCGAUGUUGGAAGUACUUCUGAAGCGCCAGACGCGCUCUUAUUGGACGAAACAUCCGCGCCAGCCGCGCCCCCGCCUAAAGCCACGUCCAAAACAACUAAGCCGUCGGGGCGACUCUCUGUCGCUGAGCGCAUCGAGGCUCUGGAGAGACAGAAGCGAGAAAAAGCCAGGGAGAAGGAAAAGGACAAGGAAAAAGACAGGAGGCUUACCAAAGAACCCCCCGCUGACAUUGAAGCUCCACCUCCGCCUCCACCCCUGGCGCCUGAGCCAGCCCCGGAGGACCCGCCACCCAAGAAGAGCAGCACCAAGUCGAAGUUGACGAAGUCAUCAACAACCAGAAAGGCUGUACCGAAGCCACCCACUCCAGAGCCUGUGGAGGAGGAGGCUUCUCGCGAUUCUAUUCCUGGUAGCUUUCCAGAGCCCGACCCGGAUCCAGAGGUUGAGCCAGAAGUGGCCCCACCCGAGCCAGAGAAAGCGUCCAGAAAGAGCAAGAAAUCAUCUGGAUUAAAGAAAUCCCCCGUCGCGACGAAAUCUUCCAAACGUGCACCAUCUCCUAGGCCAGAACCUCUCGUGGAAGAUUUUACGAUAGACAAUAUUAGCGCCGAAGAACCCGGCGACGCUCGCAGCCCCCCUACGCCGCCUCCUGAACCCUCGACUAAAUCUUCCAAGAAGGAACGUACAAAGAUUGAUCGUACAGCAGGAGGGGCUUGGGCACUCUGGGGAGCAACAGCACCACCGAAGAAGCCAGUUAAAAGGUCAAGCAAAGCUGAGAAAGACGACCAGUCUACCACAAAAGAGGAGCCCCCGGAGUUGUCUAGAUCGAAAUCGGAGGCAACGAGACAACGUAGGGUGCGCGAUUCUGAGAACGAGACAGACAAAAACGAGAUAGAGAAAUCUUCGUCGUCCGAUAAGGAUAAGCUGGCAGGGAACAAACGCCAGAGUCGAUCCGGUAUGGGAUUCUCCAACUUUCUUUCAGGUGGUCCGCCACCCUCUAGAAGCAAAUCUGUCAGGAAAUCAGGUACUUCUCGAGCGACAUCGAGAAGACAAUCAGUUGAUGUUGAGGAUACUGGACUUCUCUCACCACCUCCGGACGACAAGCCAGAAAUAUCUGAAAAGGCAGCCAAGUUGAUGGGCGUGAAGCCAUCUAGAGGAGCGCGAGAGAGUACGGGAACGAAGAAACGACGCAGUGUUCGUGAUCCUUACCCGCUUGAUAUUGACGAGGAAGAUCUCGUCAUGGUUGAUGGAGAGGUUGGAACUGAAACCAUUGAGGAAACCAAGCCGUCUAGGUCGAAGUCUAAGAGAAUGUCCAAAAACAAGGAAAUCGAGGAAGACGCUGUCAUAGUUGAGGCAGAACAAAGUCCUCCUAGUGCAGGUGUAAUUUCUGGCCCAGAUGACCUGGCAUUUGUUGAACCCCUUACGAAAGAACGCCGUCCAAGAAAGCCAGCAGCGGUACCCAAAAAGCCGGAAACUGGAGGCUUGAUGGGCUUGUUUGGCUCAUUAAGGAAGCCAAGUAAGCCAGAACCCCAGCGGCGGAAAUCUCGACCUCGCCGGGAGGAUAUGACGGAAACAGAGAGGGACGAUAAACGAGCAAAGCGUGAGCGACGUCGAUCUGUGAAGCCUGACACCGAUGUCGAAGGAUUUACUACUGAUGCUGGCCCCGUUAUGGCUGAUGAAGAAGCAACUGAUGCUGAUGCUGCUCGCAAAGCAGAACGGAGAGCUCGUCGACGAACAGCAGAAGAGAAAGCUCGCGAAGCGGAGCUCAAAGAAGCUGAAGAAAGUCGUGCUCGUAAAGAAAGGGCCCGAGAGCAACGUGAAAAGCGUAUCCGAGAGGAAGAGGAACGGGAAGCACAACGACGUGAAGAAAAGCGAGCUCGACGCGCAGCACGCGAGGAACGACGCGCGAAAGAAGAACAAGAGGCAAGGGAGGCCGAGAUGCGUGCCAAAGCAGAGGCUGCCGAGCGACGUGAAAGAAGGCGCACGCGAGAUGCAGGAGAGAUGAAUGGAGGGGUUUCUAGACGUGUCUCGAAGGCAGAGCGACGGCGCUCAGAGCGCCGCUCAGAAGAUGAGCCUCCCCGAACUUCCCGUCGUAAAUCAAUGGCACCGGAUCCAGCUGAAGCUCCACGUGGCUAUGGAGUUCCUGGAAAAGAAAAGACAUCUUCCUGGAUCAACUCCCAGGUCAUGGACCCUCCCGAGGCCCCCCCUAUCGUGCCCACUGUCCUGGACGUUCCCCCGAGCGCUGAGAAUGCCUAUUCACACUCGCUAUCCUCUGACGAGGAGGCACGGCGAAGGAUUCGUCGCCAAGCCCGUCGACGUUCGAAGUAUCCUGGUAUGACGGACGAAGAAAUUGAAGAUAUGCGCAAUGGUCGACGUGAAUCUCGUCGGCCUGUAAAGAGUAGCUCUGGUAGUGGCGACUAUGAGCGCGAACGUAGCAGCAGACCCCGUGAGGCUCCAAUUUCUCGAGCACCAAGCACCAAGCGGACGAGCUGGUUCAAGAAAUUGACGAAAAUCUAA
This is a messenger RNA of Talaromyces proteolyticus, 7779 nucleotides long. RefSeq lists its product as uncharacterized. Lineage: Eukaryota; Fungi; Ascomycota; Eurotiomycetes; Eurotiales; Trichocomaceae. The coding region runs from base 1 to 7779 and encodes 2592 amino acids. The record is from RefSeq and is a predicted model, not a curated record. The transcript has 5 exons.